Fraxinus pennsylvanica is the source of this 2481-nucleotide messenger RNA. NCBI's taxonomy places the organism in Eukaryota, Viridiplantae, Streptophyta, Magnoliopsida, Lamiales, Oleaceae. The record is from the annotation of a GenBank genome assembly.
AUGCAAGUGAACGCGAUCCCAGAUCCAAUACAAGUAAUUCCCAUUUCGUCACAUCAUUCUGUGGAGGAGCUGGGAGCAGCACCGUAUCCCAGCAUCAGUUUGUUAAGUUGGAGUUUGAAGAAAAUGGAUAAGAAGAAGCCACUAGUGUUUUUCGAUGUUUCAAUUGAUGGAGAUCCUAUUGAAAGGAUGACUUUUGAGCUUUUUACUGAUGUUGCUCCAAAGACUGCAGAAAAUUUUCGUGCACUUUGUACAGGAGAGAAAGGUGAUAGUCCUAAAGCUAAAAGGCCUCUGCACUAUAAAGGAACCUUCUUCCAUCGUAUCAUCAAGGGAUCUGUGGCUCAGGGUGGGGACUUGCUUCGGCGAAAUGGGAACUAUGGGGAAAGUAUAUACGGUGGAAAGUUUCCAGAUGAAUCUCCUAAGCUGAAACAUGACAGCCCUGGUCUUCUGUCUAUGGCAAUUGCGGAUAGAGAUGAACGCGGCUCUCUCUUCAGUAUCACAUUUAAGGCUGAUCACCAUCUUGAUAGGAAAUCUGUUGUCUUUGGGAAACUUGUGGAUGGUUAUGAAGUGUUAAAAAAGAUUGAAGGUGCAGGUGAUGAAGAUGGUAGACCGGCUGUGACUGUGAAGAUAAUCAAUUCUGGUGAAUUACAUGAUGUCAAAAAGAAAGGGAGCAAGUUAAAAAUGGGCAAGGAUUCUAUUGACGGUGAUGGCAAUGAAGUACGACGCAAGGGCAAGCACAAGAAAUCUUCGAAGGACAGAAGGAAAAGGAGAAGAUAUUACACAUCAGAAUCAGAUAGUUCAUCUGAUACUGAUAUAGAGUCUUCAGAAUCUGAUAGUGAGUCUGAUUCAUAUGCUUCCUCAUUAAGUGACAGUAGCUCUUCAAGUGACGACAGACGUAGGAAGAGGAAGAGAUCUAAGAGAGAUAAACAUAAACGGAGAAAAAGAAAAGAUAGACGACGUGAGAAACGACGCAAGAGACGUGAUAAGAAAACAAAACACCGAUCAAAAAGGGAUAGUCUUUCAGAUAGUGAAAGUGAGAAUACGAGUGGAAGCAGCUCUGAAGACAAUGGUGCGGAGAUUCAUGAGUCAGAUAUGAAGCAUAAAAGUCCGGAAGUACAUCCAUCUCCUCUACGGGAGAACCAGGAAAUUGCUACUGUUCAUCACAGGAAAGGAGAGGUAACUGAUAUGUUCGAAAGGGAAGAGGGCGAAUUUCCAAGGGAAAAUGGAGACCACCGAAUCAAUGGUAUUCAAGGGGAAACAAGAUCGGACAAGAGUGCAGAUAGACACCCUGAUGUAGUAGAUGAUCGCCUGAGCAAAUCUAGGAGCCGAAGCUUAAGUCCUAAAAGGACCAUGAGUAAGAGUAUGAGCAUUAGUCCAAAGAGGAGUAAGGGAAGAAGUCCAAGUAUUAGUGCAAGACGCAAUAUGAGCAGGAGUCCAAGUGCUAGCAGAAGCCCACAGCAGGUAGCUGAGAGAAGCAGAAGUAACAGUCCAAUUAGAAGUGGAAGCAGCAGGAGCCCAGUACGAAGUCCAGUCAGGGGAAGAAAGGGAAGAAGCAUCAGCGUGAGCCCCCCAGCAAGGUUUCAAUCCCGACAAAGCCCCAGCAGAAGUCCAACAGCAUCUCCUCCCAGAAGAAGAGUUACCCGGAGCCCACCUAGAACUUCAUCAAGGAGGUCAUCGUUUAGAUCAGUUAGUCGCAGUCCUGUGAGAUCUUCUCGAAGGAGUCUAAGCAGGAGCUCUGGUAAGCCUCCUCGAAGAAGUGCAAGCAGAAGCCCCGUUCGAUCAUCUCGGAGGAGUGUCAGCAGGAGCUCUGGCAGAGGUCCUCCUCGGAGAGGCCCUAGUCCAAGUCCAGUUAGGGCACCUAGCAGGAAUAAUCGCCGCAGCCAUUCAAGAAGUCCUGUAAGUGCUGGUCGUAGGGCAAGGUCACCUGUUUCUGAUCGUGGUAGGAGCUCAUCAAGAAGUCCUCCCGUUGAUGAAUCACCCAAACGUAUCAGAAGAGGGAGGGGUUUUAGCGAUAGAUACUCUUAUGUACGUCGUUACAGGAGUCGCUCCCCAGACCGUUCUCCUGUAAGGUCAUAUCGUUAUGGUGCUCGAAAUGAUCGAGACAGAUACUCAAGUUACAGAAGAUCUCCCAGGCGUUACAGGAGCCCGCCUAGAGGAAGAACUCCUCCAAGGUACAGAGGCAGAAGGAGCAGGACGCGCAGCCCAAGUGUAUCUCGCAGUCCAAUACGAUAUCGCAACCGGCGUUAUAGCCGUAGUCCCAUUCGCAGUCGGUCUCCUGUGGAUAGAUAUCGUCCAUCCCCGCGUUCUGAAAGGCGAAGGUCGCCUUCGGUUAGCAGGAGCCCAUCUAAAUCACGGUCACCGAUUGGUUCACAAUCUCCUAAACGAGGAAGCCAGGAUAACUCAAGGUCAUCCUCCGAGAGUACCCCUCGAAAGACGGGAUUAGUUUCUUAUGGAGAUGGCUCUCCGGACUCUCAUCGGGAUUAA